Papilio xuthus (Asian swallowtail) is the source of this 1537-nucleotide messenger RNA. Its product is annotated as saccharopine dehydrogenase-like oxidoreductase. Bases 149 to 1408 code for a protein of 419 amino acids. NCBI's taxonomy places the organism in Eukaryota, Metazoa, Arthropoda, Insecta, Lepidoptera, Papilionidae. Gene Ontology annotation, biological process: glycolipid biosynthetic process. Gene Ontology annotation, cellular component: lipid droplet; plasma membrane; mitochondrion. The record is from RefSeq and is a predicted model, not a curated record. The transcript has 9 exons.
AUUGGCUGUCAUUCUAGUAUUUAGUUGUGAGUGUGUGUAAUAUCAACGAAGGCUUUACUUUACCCGCAAUUUUUCGAUUUGAUGCAAUUUAGUGAUCUUUGAUGUAAAUUUUCAACGGCUUUAGAAACGUGUAAUCUGAUACUGAAAGAUGUCCCGGUUAGAUUUGGUGAUAUUUGGAGCUACAGGAUUCACUGGCAAACAUGCUGUGAUGGAAUGUGCUAGAAUUGCCAAGAAGAAGACCGGCCUCACUUGGGGCAUUGCAGGCCGGUCACAGUCAAAGCUGAAUGCUGUACUUGAGGAAGCAACUAAAAAGACUGGCGAGGAUCUGUCGUCAAUCCCGGUGCUUAUCGCGGAUGUUGGUGAUGAAGAGUCCUUGUUGGCGAUGUGUCAGCGUGCGAAAGUGCUGGUCAACUGCUGCGGCCCGUAUCGGCUGUACGGUGAGCCCGUGGUGGCGGCUGCGGUGCGAGCGAAGACACACUAUGUCGAUGUCAGCGGGGAACCACAGUUCAUAGAGACAAUGCAGCUGCGGUAUGACGGGCCGGCGCGGGAGGCGGGCGUGUACGUGAUCAGCGCGUGCGGCUUCGACAGCAUCCCCAAUGACCUCGGCGUCGUCUUCCUCGAGCAGAACUUUGAAGGUACUCUGAACUCUGUGGAGUCGUACAUAAGUACGCACGUGGCGGAGGAGCAGAGCGCACUGGCUCGCCGGCAUGGCGUCGUGCACCGCGGCACCUGGGAGUCUGUCGUAUACGGCGUGACGCAUCGCCGCGAGCUGCCCGCGCUCCGCAAACAGCUCUACCCCGACCGUCUGCCCCCCUUCACACACAAGCUCUGCAAACGUUCGAUACAUAAGAAAGAUGGAGGCUGGUGCGUCCCCUUCCCCGGAGCUGACUCCUCCAUAGUGUACAGGAGCCAGCGCGAGCUGCACAACCACACGAACAAGCGCCCCGUACAGUUCGCUGUCUACUUCCACUUCCCCAACCUCCUGUCUCUCCUCGCUGUGCUCUUUGUUGGCUUCAUCCUCGUCGUCUUCUCUAUGACGAAGGUCACCAGGAACUGGCUAAUUGACUAUCCGAGGCUCUUCUCUUUCGGCGCUGUGACUGAUGAUGUGAAGGAGGAGGUGAUGGACAAUACCUACUUCCAAAUGUUACUGUACGGAGAGGGCUGGGAGAAAGGAUCGGACGAAACUAAGCCGCCUAAUAAAAAGAUGGUCGCUAAGGUGUCAGGCAGGAACCCAGGAUACGGCGCGACCGUGGUGGCCUUGCUGCACUCCGCCCUCACCCUGCUGCAUCACACCGACCACAUGCCUCCACCCGGCGGCGUGCUGACCACUGCCCUCGCCUUCAGAGACACGGAUCUGAUACAGCGGCUGCAUCACGACGGACUCAAGUUUGAAAUUAUACAGAAAUAAAUCUCGCAAAUAUACCUCACUACUUACUAUAUGUCUGUUCUAAUAGAGAAAAAACUGAAACAGAACUACUUAACUUGUUUCAAAUUAAUAUUGCAAACUUUUAUCAUCUAAAUAAAAAAACACAAAUUA